AUGGCAAAGAAUAUAAAUGCGUCAAGUAAAAUCGUGCUGAACGCCUACAACAUGCAGAUGUCGAUCCGACAUAGCGUCAAUGUCUUAAGAGAAAAUGUAAUAGUAGGACAAUCGACGAUCAUUCAGAUGUUUGACAGGAAACUACGCAUCCCAAUCGAAAAAGGAGUCCGUCAAGGGGACACCAUUUCCCCUAAAUUGUUUACGACAGCUCUUAACCAUGUCAUGGUGAGAUUGAACUGGGACAACAAAGGCGUGGCGGUAGACGGAAAGAAAUUGUCAAACCUACGUUUCGCGGAUGACAUAGUCCUUAUAAGCAACAAUAGCAGAGAGAUGAAUUCACUUCUGAACGAACUCUGUGAAGCUGGAAAAGCUAUUGGACUAUCGAUGAACAUGAGAAAAACGCAGACGAUGAGGAAUCAGUGGUGCGACGAUGGUGAAGUAUACCUUGAAGGCGUAGCUGUAGAAAACGUCAAAUCAUAUAUCUAUCUCGGUCGCGAGAUUAACAUGCAAAAUGAUUUGCAAUAUGAAAUUGACCGCCGGAAAAGAGCAGCGUGGGCAGCCAUGGCAAGAAUUCGAGAAGUGACGAACGAGAUUCAAGACCCUCUAGUACGUGCCAAUCUUUUCGAUGCUUCCGUGCUCCCUGCUCUAUGCUACGCCACUGAAACAUGGGCAACGAACAAAGGUGUUGACAAAUCGCUAAGAACCGUUCAUCGGGCUUUGGAAAGAUCGCUGGUGAAAAAGACAAAGCUGAUGCAAUGGCAGCAAAGACUAAGCAGUAACGACAUCCGAAGAGAAUCAAGAAUUCGAGACCCAUCCUUCUAUGUAGCUGCCGCAAGACAUAAAUGGGCAGGACACGUGAUACGUCGCCAGGAUGACAGGUGGACGACCAGAAUUACGUACUGGUAUCCUCGAGAUACCAAACGAACACCUGGGCGUCCCGCUACUCGCUGGUCUGAUGUUUUUUCAAAAUCGUUCAAACAAAGAGGUUUUACCUUGGAUGACCGUUGCACAUUGCAAAAAACAUGGGAGGCGCAAUUAGUCCAGCAUUGGCGAACACCGGCCAAUGAGAUGGAUCAUCAA
Cooperia oncophora is the source of this 1080-nucleotide messenger RNA. The record is from the annotation of a GenBank genome assembly. Lineage: Eukaryota; Metazoa; Nematoda; Chromadorea; Rhabditida; Trichostrongylidae.